AUGAGGCAACCGGCGCCCAUCCACUGGGUCGUCCAGGUUUGUCUAUUAUGGCUGUCAUUAUUAUCACCUUUCACUCUCGUCCGGGCUCUUGCGACUCCCGAUCAAUUGCUUGAGACUAGAGCCAACGUCAUCUCGACCACCUCGACCACCUCGCAGGGCGACGAUGGGAAAUUCCUCCUCCGGAUCCUACCCCUCGGCGCUUCCAUCACUUUGGGAUACAAAUCCACAGAUGGCAACGGCUACAGAGACUGGAUUCGACGACAACUACGAUACGAAGGAUGGCCCGUUGAAAUGGUCGGAAGUCGACGAAUGGGCACCAUGCGCGACAAUUUCAAUGAAGGCCAUAUCGGAUUCAGAAUCGACCAACUGCUGCCAAAAGCGGAGGAGGACUUUGCCAAACAACCGAAUCUCAUCCUCAUCAAUGCGGGCACAAACGAUGCGCUUCAAAACAACCGCAUCUACUCCGCCGGCACCCGGAUGAAUAUUCUUAUCGAAAAGCUUUUCGACAGCAUCGAAGGAACAACCAUUAUCCUAUCGACGCUACUUCCGAAUGGGAAAAAACCCGAACAGGUCGAAUCCAUCAACGAGCAACUCCGCAAUCUCGUCGCUUUUCGCCGUGCAAGGAACAACCGGAUCGUUCUCGCCGAUAUGAGCCAUUUUAUCAAAGUCGACGAGCUCGUGGACAGGGUUCAUCCGGAUGAUGCCGCUUACGAGAAGAUGGCAUCGGUUUGGUGGGCGGCUUUCCAAGUUGCGCAGCAGGAGGGCAUGCUGCAGAACUUCAACUACACAUCAACCAUGUUCAACAUGAAGAAACUCGACGACAACACCACCGACCCUAACCUCCCCGCGUAUUCUGCCCCGGAUCAGCCCUCGGUGGAUAACCGGAAUAAUGGUCAGCCGCCAUCCAUCAGACUCAAUGUCUGGAUGUUGGUCUUACAAGCUUUCACUGUUUACAUUGGCUUUUCCGUAUUGUACACAUAA
Messenger RNA from Penicillium waksmanii, 981 nucleotides. Its product is annotated as SGNH/GDSL hydrolase family protein. The transcript is spliced from 4 exons. Lineage: Eukaryota; Fungi; Ascomycota; Eurotiomycetes; Eurotiales; Aspergillaceae. Bases 1 to 981 code for a protein of 326 amino acids. Gene Ontology annotation, molecular function: phosphatidylcholine lysophospholipase A1 activity. The record is from RefSeq and is a predicted model, not a curated record.